Messenger RNA from Hyaloscypha bicolor E, 1294 nucleotides. RefSeq names its product glycoside hydrolase family 12 protein. The coding region runs from base 129 to 1211 and encodes 360 amino acids. Gene Ontology annotation, molecular function: cellulase activity. The record is from RefSeq and is a predicted model, not a curated record. Lineage: Eukaryota; Fungi; Ascomycota; Leotiomycetes; Helotiales; Hyaloscyphaceae. The transcript is spliced from 3 exons. Gene Ontology annotation, biological process: polysaccharide catabolic process.
UUCUUUUAUCUUCAAUCCCUUUCCGUUUGCCAUCCCAACCCGACCUUCUUUUCUCUGUUUUCCUGCUGCAACUCUCGCUACCACCACCGUGCCCCCCGCCCCUCCCGUCUCCUUUUGUUGUCGCCGCCAUGUCGUUCUUCAUUGGCAUGAUCGUGAAUGCCAUCCUGCUGUCCAUCCCCAUCGGCGCUUCCCUGGGCACCAUGAUCGCAAUCAAGCCCUUUAGGAACGAGAGAGUGAAACCGCCGGUAGAGCAGAACGCGAUAUUCGAGACGACGUACUGUGACAGUUCGCACGAGUUCCAUCAAUUCGCUCAGAAUAAGAACGGAGUAAAUUACACAAUCCACACAUCGCGAAGCCUCAACAUACCCCCUUUUGGACGCACUGCUAACAAGCGCUUCCCAGUAAACUCCAACGAGUUCCUCACAGCGAUAGAAUCCACGCUCUGCCUGACAGUCACCCAAAACCAGAACAACACCUACACCAGCAACGACACGGCCCCCGACUUCUUCAUCACCUGGGAAUACCCCUUCACCCCCGCCAACGUGUCGUCGCCCCCGAACGAGACGAAGCCCCUGGCCCACGCCUUCCCGCAAGCCACGCUCCAGGACACGGCGCUGCCUAUCACGCUCCUCGACCUUGGCGCGCUGGAACUCGUAUUCUCGUGGACCAUGGGCAUCGGCGACGAGGCCGCGCCCUCGACGAGCGUGCGCAGGCUGGAAUCGCAGGCCGUCAACGCCACCGUCGCGCUGGACCUGUUCCUCGACGCGGACCCGGUCAUCGCGGGGCAAGGCGGCAAGGCGGCCUUCGAGAUGCUCAUUCUCUUCGCGAGUUACGGACUCCAAGAUCCCAUCGGCUUCGGCAACGGCAGCAACACGAUCGCGGCCCACACGACGGCGGCCGGGAAUGACUUCGACCUCUACGCGGGCAAAAACGACAACCUGCAAAAUGUUUUCACCUGGGUCGCCAGCGACCCCAACGGCAUCACGGACUUCAAUGGCGACAUUUCGCCCCUCUUCAACGUCGUCCUCAACCUAGCCUCCACCGCAAAAAACUUCGCAGAGCUAGACGUCACCCUGCCCAUUUUCGGCGACUACCUGGGCUACGUUGGGUUCGGGUCACAAACAUACAGUUCGAUAGGGCACGUCACGUUCGCCGUGCCGAAAUUAGGCAUCGAUUUACAGCCGUUUGCGAACCCGAACGCACCAGUUUGAUGAGUUGAAGAAGGUGUAUAAUGCGAAGGAGGGAGUGUAAAGUGAAGAUUGUCUGCAUUUUUUGAUAUGUGUUUUUGUAAAGG